UAUGUUUAUCUUGAUUGUUCAAAUGUCAUCAAGUUAAAUUAUCAACUUCAAAUCCCUUUAUCAUUCUCAUUUUAUAUGAGAUUUGACAUAGAAAUGAGCAUGAAGUGCUGUGAAAUGUGCAUUUAACUGUCUGUUUACCAUAAUAUCGCAGUAAUUAUUUAUAGUAAUUUUUUAAUCAUUAAAAAGUUAAUUAUUAUAAAAAUAUAUUCUAGCUGUAUGUGAAUAUACUGUCAAAGAUACAAGGAUGCCGCCUAAAUCUACUACAAAAUUAUUGACCCAACUGCGAGCUUUAAUGCAAAAUACUAAAUAUGUAUCAGAACCCAUCCAUGCGUACAUUGUUCCCUCUAAUGAUGCACACACCAGUGAAUACCUAGCAGAUUGUGAUCAGUAUCGAGCGUACAUUUCUGGUUUCACUGGAUCUGCUGGAACUGCAAUAAUAACACAUAAUGAAGCCUGUUUAUGGACAGAUGGUAGAUACUUCUUACAAGCAUCUCAACAGUUGGAUUCAAAUUGGACUCUUAUGAAGGAAGGCUUGGCAAGUACUCCAACUGAAGGAGCAUGGUUAUCUAAAAGUCUUCCUUCUGGUUCAAGGGUGGGAGUUGACCCCAAAGUUUUUGCAUUUAACAACUACAUGCCUUUAAGUUCACAGUUAGAAGCAGCAGGUCAUAAGUUAAUUCCAGUGUCGACUAAUUUGAUUGAACUGCUAUGGACAGAAAGACCAAAGCGUCCGACAAAUCCUGUCAUUCCACUACCUUUGAAAUACAGUGGAAGAACUGUUAAAGAAAAACUGGAGUCCUUACAGGGUCAAAUGAGAGAAAAGGAUGCUAAGUAUUUGUUGCUUGCUGCACUUGAUGAGAUAGCUUAUUUUCUGAAUUUAAGAGGUUCUGACAUUCAAUACAAUCCAGUUUUCUUUUCAUAUGUUAUUGUUUCUUUGAAUGGUUUUACUGUGUUUGUGAACCCCAAACAAAACUCCUCAGAAAUAAAACAGCACCUAACUUCUGAGGCCGGUAACAUAUAUACUAUAGAACCGUAUGACAAAAUAGAAGAGAAAUUGAAGAACCUUGUAAACAAUCUAGAUGGUACAAUAUGGUUCUCUGAGGCCACCAAUUAUGCACUCAUCAGUUUAAUUCCCAAGAAAAAUCUCUUGUUGACCAAUAUUACGCCAAUACAACUAAUGAAAGCUAUUAAGAAUUCUGUUGAAAUCAAUGGAAUGCGUAAUGCACAUAUUAAGGAUGCUGCAGCACUCUGCUGUUAUUUUUCAUGGCUUGAAAAAAAUGUAACAAGUUCAAAAAUAACUGAAAUCUCAGGAGCAAAAAAAUUGUUGGAUUUUAGAAAGCUACAAGAGGAUUUUGUGGGUGAGAGUUUUUCCACUAUUAGCUCAGUCGGGCCUCAUGGUGCUAUUAUUCAUUAUUCCCCUGAUGAAACCACUGAUGUCCAAAUAACAAAUAGUUCGUUGUAUCUCUGUGAUUCCGGAGGCCAGUUUAAAGAUGGAACAACUGAUGUCACAAGAACUUUGCAUUUUGGAACUCCUACAGAAUUUGAAAGAGAAUGCUAUACUAGGGUUUUAAAGGGUCACAUCAAAAUAGCAACUUCAGUUUUUCCUCGUAAAAUUAAAGGUAACUAUCUUGAUUCAUUUGCACGAGAGUAUUUGUGGCAAGUAGGAUUGGAUUAUGCCCACGGUACUGGUCAUGGCAUCGGAUCCUAUUUGAAUGUUCAUGAAGGCCCAAUGGGAAUCUCCUGGAAGCCCCUUCCGGAUGAUCCUGGACUCGAGGCAGGCAUGUUUAUUUCUAACGAACCAGGAUAUUAUCAAGAUGGAGAAUUUGGCAUUCGUAUUGAAGACAUCAUACAAAUAGUAGAUGCUAACCCACCACAUAAUUUCAACAACAAAGGCUAUUUAACAUUUGAUUCUGUUACUUUAGUCCCUAAAAUAAUAAAAUUAAUCAUUAUCGACAUGUUAACUGAUGCAGAAAUAGAUUAUUUGAAUAAAUAUCAUCAACAGUGUAGGGACGUUGUUGGGCCAUUAUUGCAGCAACAGGGUCAGCAAGAGGCUUUGGAAUGGUUAAUUAGAGAAACUCAGCCAAUUUCCAGAUAAUUUUACUUCAGCUUUCUAUUUUUGACAAUACUAACAGUAUUUUGAAAUAUAUUUUAAUAAAUUU
Molecule: messenger RNA, 2156 nt
Organism: Anoplophora glabripennis (Asian longhorned beetle)
Lineage: Eukaryota; Metazoa; Arthropoda; Insecta; Coleoptera; Cerambycidae
Product: xaa-Pro aminopeptidase 1
Exons: 3
Coding region: 245-2092 (615 amino acids)
Molecular function (GO): metalloaminopeptidase activity
Source: RefSeq, a predicted model, not a curated record